Apis dorsata (giant honeybee) is the source of this 2408-nucleotide messenger RNA. RefSeq lists its product as uncharacterized. The record is from RefSeq and is a predicted model, not a curated record. Gene Ontology annotation, biological process: biological process involved in interspecies interaction between organisms. The transcript is spliced from 7 exons. Bases 397 to 1230 code for a protein of 277 amino acids. Gene Ontology annotation, molecular function: carbohydrate binding. NCBI's taxonomy places the organism in Eukaryota, Metazoa, Arthropoda, Insecta, Hymenoptera, Apidae. Gene Ontology annotation, cellular component: external side of plasma membrane.
AUACGAAUUAUCUAGGUUAUUCGAUCAAUUCGCUUAAUAAAUUUAUUAUAAUAUAAAGCGAGAAUAUUAUACAGUUUUUAUUGAUGUACUUUUGAAUUACGUUUAAUAAUCUUUUUUCGUUCGAAUCAGAAAUUUUUUUUGACGAGAAGUGGACCAUCAGUUUUCAAAUGGUAGGAUUACAACAACGCAUUAAUUAUUACUUCUUUAGUCAGCUGAAACAAGUGUUGCGGGGAGUCGACAAAUUUCAAGUGACAUCGCUAGUGCCGCGAAACGAUCUUACGCGUUAUAUGCUGUGCAAUCGAAACCAAAGUUAAGGACGAGACGAAGAACGAGGAGAGGAGAAGAGAAAGACACCGAGGGAGGAACUCCUUUAACCAGUUCGAAAAAACGGUCGAAAUGAGAAGGUGCGGCUUCGUCCUGUGGUUGGUCCUCGCUUGCCUCACCAGCGACGCGUUGCAACAGUACAGGGAAAAGAACAUAAGCGGCGCCGAGACAGACGCGGUACACGCGAUAUUGGCCAGAUACCUUCAGAGGCGUCUUCAGGGGUCUCAGCUGUCGACGCCUCCGCCUCCGGCGGUCCUCUUCAGUAGCCAUAACCAGGCCAGAGUGAGACAAGGUCAGAGGACGACUGGCAAUGCAUUGCCGAGGAAUGUGAGCGAGAAAGAGAGGAGGGGAGGGAUGGAGGAUUACGAGGAUUACGAGGACGACCUUGAGGGCUUCGAGGACAGUGAGAGGAGCAGGACCAGAUUCGAUUUGUUCGCCGACGACUGUCCCAACUGCGUGGACGAGCACAGCAGCAACCUCGCCGCCUCCAGAUGGACCAUGCCGCUGUUGAAGCUCGGCGAGAAAAGAUAUUACCUGGGGAUCUUCUUCAAGGCCAAUUGGUACAGAGCGUCUCAAUAUUGCCGAUACCACGGGAUGCAUCUGGCGAGCAUAGCGUCGCAGGAGGAAAACGACAGACUGGAGAAACAUAUUAAAGAUUUCGGUCUUGGACACGAGCACUUUUGGACCUCUGGUACGGACCAGGCCGAAGAAGGUACUUUCUUCUGGAUGGCCAAUGGCAGACCCAUCACUUUUGAAAAUUGGAACGUAGGCGAGCCGAAUAAUUUCAGAUACGAGAACGGCGAGGAAGAACACUGCCUCGAGCUGUGGAAUAGGGAUGGAAAGGGAUUGAAGUGGAACGACAGUCCGUGCAGUUUCGAAACCUUUUUCGUUUGCGAGGUGCAAUGAUCGAUCCAUCCAACUACGAGAUUGACGAAACACGAAUCUUCCAAGAUCAUCGAUUGGAUACAACAUCGAUCUACUACUACCUUAUCGAGUCAGCUAGCUAUUGCCCGAUCGAUUCCUCUCCAUCGAGACCAUCCAACAAAAUAGAACAAAACUGACUUUUUAUGUGUGUUACGUGCGUGUAUUUCACACGAGCAGCGCUCGAUGGAUGUAGUCGUUGAAGGAAUCGUAGUCAGAAUGAUGAACCUGUGUGUAAAGAUAUUUUUGCGAAACUCGUAAAGUUUGCUGCGUUCUAUUUUGUAUUUGAAGAAUGUCAUAAGCGUAUAUAAUAAACAGAAAUAAUAAAAAUGUCUUUUUUACCGGAUAAGAACUGAUUUAACAUUUAGCUUAUUAUCUUAUUCACGUUUCUCGUAGAUAUACUAUUUGCUUUUUAAACUUAAAGAUUAGAAGUAGAAUAAGAACUUAUAAGUUUUAAUAUCGAUAUAAGUAUAACGUAAAUUAGUCAUUUGUCGUUAAUAUAAGAAUUUUUUUUUCUUUUUUUUUUUUUUUUUUGGAUAAUAGAUAGAUUUAGAUGGUAAAUAAAUUGGAGUUCGCGUGCUAUUUAUUUUUCUAAAUAAAAAACUUAUAGAAUUAUAGAUACAUCGUUUAACUCGUAAAACUCGAGUGAAUGCAAAGAUCGUUGUUAAGUCAGUUAAGUCAGAAAAUCAGGGAAUUUUUCAAUUUUACCGAUCAAUGGAAUCGACGAUUAUUCGUUAAAAUUUGAAGUUCCAUCGAUUGGCAAAAUUUUUGACUUCUUAUUCUUAUAUAAGCUAUCAUUUUCCUUUUUCAUUAACCAAAACCACAUUAAGAAAAUAUGAAGAAAAAGAAAAAUAUAAGGAACGUUAAAACGCGAGUAUGAUUAACAACGAUAUGAUUAAAUCAUGAAUAACAUAAAAUAUAUUUUUAUUUUCUAAUUAAUAAUUAGCAAGCAAAAAAUAAAUAACUAAAUCAAUAAUCAGAAAUUAUUAUGUUGAAUAUCAUAUAGCAAUUAGCGAUCAAUUUAAUGUUUAUGAGCGAAAUAUGUUUGAUUGAAAUUUUAUGAUUUUGAUAUGGAAACGCUAAAUUCAGAUGUUAUAAACGAAAUUAUGUAUUUACACGUGGCAUCAUAUAGCACUAUGCAAUAAAAUCCAAAUCAAAUAUUA